This is a messenger RNA of Camelina sativa (false flax), 907 nucleotides long. NCBI's taxonomy places the organism in Eukaryota, Viridiplantae, Streptophyta, Magnoliopsida, Brassicales, Brassicaceae. The record is from RefSeq and is a predicted model, not a curated record.
AUAAAGUAUAAUAUUGUAUAUUAAAUCAAUUAUGGACAUGAGAUUGAACCCUUCGAGAGAGGACAUGAUCAGAUUUAAACAAGAAGUUGAAGAUCAUAACCAACCGAGUUCUUUGUCCUUGUCGAGGCAACGAUGGAACAAUCCGAGGAUCGUACGAGUCUCGAGAACAUUCGGAGGCAAAGACCGACACAGUAAAGUGUUUACAGUUCGUGGUAUCCGAGACAGGAGGAUAAGGUUGUCGGUGAUGACAGCAAUUCAGGUUUACGACCUUCAAGAACGACUAGGGCUGAGUCAGCCUAGCAAAGUCAUUGAUUGGCUAUUAGAAGCUGCCAAAAACGACGUCGAUUUGCUUCCUCCUUUGCAAUUCCCACCUGGGUUUCAUCAAGUAAUUAGCCCUAAUCUCAAUGGCUUAGGAGAAUCUUUUCCUAGGGUCUUCGAAAGUUUCGAUCUUGGAGGCUGCUCCAACAGAGAAAACUUGGAUCUGGAGAAGAUGAAAUGGGUUAAAUUCGAUCAAGACCGUAAUCUUGAUCAUGGGUUCGACAUCGAUCAUCAUGAUCACAAUGUCUCGAAUUCAAUCCAAAGCAACAAGUUUUAUAUCCCUACAAGUACUACUACUUCGUCUAGCAGCUCUUAUCACUACAACCUUGGGCAUCUCCAACAGUCUCUAUUGGACCAAUCUGGUAAUGUUACUGUCGCCUUUUCCAAUAAUAGUAAUCUCAAUCCGCCGGCUGUGGAAACAGUGAGUUCUCUAUUUCCAAGGUACCCUUCGUUUAUCGGUGGUGGUCAACUUCAACUCUUUAGCGAAAACUCGAACUCGUCCAACCAAACGGAUCGUGUGGAGUAAUUUCAGCCCUUAUAGUCUUUAGACUCUUAUAUAAGCUGAUGAUUUGUAGUCAUGGAUGGCAUU